Molecule: messenger RNA, 1595 nt
Organism: Kickxella alabastrina
Lineage: Eukaryota; Fungi; Kickxellomycota; Kickxellomycetes; Kickxellales; Kickxellaceae
Product: putative DBP5-RNA helicase
Exons: 2
Coding region: 69-1493 (474 amino acids)
Biological process (GO): poly(A)+ mRNA export from nucleus
Cellular component (GO): cytoplasmic stress granule; nucleus
Molecular function (GO): RNA binding; ATP binding; RNA helicase activity
Source: RefSeq, a predicted model, not a curated record
UUUUUUUGUUUUUAUUAUUAUUUUAUUAUUUUAUUUUACUUUUCUCAAUCAGAUUAAUAGAGCUAAUAAUGUCUGACCCUACUGACUCUCUGACUCGCGGCAAAUUCAGCAUCUCGCUUGAGGAUUCGGACAACGAGCUUGACACCCUCACACAGGAUAUUAAGGGCCUUUCGACCGGCGCCAAGGGCUCAGAGCAGAAGAAGCAGACUGAGGAGGUGAAGGAGGUGAAGGCGCAGCCCAAGGAGCUUAUCGAGGACGAAACCGAGGUCGAAGUCCGGCUGGCCGACAUCCAGGCCGACCCCAACUCGCCCCUGUACUCCAUCAAGUCGUUCGAGGAUCUGGGUCUGCACGAGAACCUGCUCAAGGGACUCUACGAGAUGAACUUUACCAAGCCCUCAAAGAUCCAGGAGCGCGCACUCCCCCUGCUGCUGGCCAACCCGCCACGCAAUAUGAUCGGACAGUCGCAGUCUGGAACAGGAAAGACCGCGGCUUUUGUUCUGACGAUGCUCAGUCGCGUCGACUACGAUCUCAACGAGCCCCAGGCACUGUGCUUGGCGCCAUCGCGCGAGCUUGCCAGGCAGAUUAUGGAGGUUGCGCAGCAGAUGGGCAAGUACACGCCGAUGAAGGCUGUGUAUGCCAUCAAGGACUCGAUGAAGAGGGGGGAGGUCAUCAACGCGCACAUCGUAAUUGGUACUCCCGGAACCGUCAGCGACUAUGUCAGGAAUCGCAUUCUGUCGCUGAAGCACAUGAAACUGUUUGUUCUCGACGAGGCCGACAACAUGCUGGACAACCACGGGCUGGGAGAUCAGACGCUGCGCGUCAAGAACAUGAUGCCCAAGCAAAUCCAGGCUGUCCUGUUCUCUGCCACUUUCCCCGACAACGUGCGCCAGUUCACAGAGCGGUUUGCCCCCGGGGCUAACGAGAUCAGACUCAAGGCCACCGAGCUGACCGUCGACGGUAUUAAGCAGUUCUAUAUGGACUGCAGGGACUCUGAGCACAAGUUUGAGGUUCUCUCAGAGCUCUACUCACUGAUGACUGUCGGCCAGAGCAUCAUUUUUGUGCGCCGUCGCGAUACCGCUGAGACAAUUGCUAAGCGAAUGGAGAAGGAGGGACAUGCCAUUGUGUUCCUGCACGGAACAAUGGACACUGUGAAGCGCGACCAGGUCAUGGAUGACUUUAGGAACGGCCGUAUUAAGGUGCUGAUCACCACCAACGUUAUUGCGCGCGGAAUUGACAUCCAGCAAGUCAACCUGGUCAUCAACUACGAUAUCCCUGUGGACGGUCAACAGCGCCCGGACCCUGAGACCUACUUGCAUCGCAUUGGCCGCACUGGUCGUUUCGGUCGCACUGGCGCCAGCGUCAACUUUGUCCACGAUGACCAGAGCUUGGAGCAGAUGGAGGAGAUCCAGAACUCCCUCGGCUGUAGCAUCAUCAAGGUCCCCACCGACGACUGGGAGGAGGCCCACAAGAUCCUGAAGAAGGCCCUGAAGUAAUCUUGUGCUUUUGUAGUUGGAAUUUAUUUGUCUAAUCGCAAUUUUCUUUUUCUUUUUUAUAUCGUGAGGAAUUUUUUUUGGCUUUUUGUGUUUGAAUUAAAU